Messenger RNA from Saimiri boliviensis boliviensis (Bolivian squirrel monkey), 1541 nucleotides. RefSeq names its product PIN2 (TERF1) interacting telomerase inhibitor 1 (gene PINX1). Gene Ontology annotation, molecular function: telomerase inhibitor activity; nucleic acid binding. Gene Ontology annotation, cellular component: nucleolus. NCBI's taxonomy places the organism in Eukaryota, Metazoa, Chordata, Mammalia, Primates, Cebidae. The record is from RefSeq and is a predicted model, not a curated record.
UCUCCAGCUCUGCGGUCUGCAAGCGACGGAGUUACGCGCGUUCGGAUUCUUCUGGAGUCUCCUGCCCGCCCAGUGGCCGCAGUCACCCAGGUCCAGAGGCCGCGGUAUCACAGACUCUGCGACAUGUCGAUGCUGGCUGAGCGUCGGCGGAAGCAGAAGUGGGCUGUGGAUCCUCAGAACACUGCCUGGAGUAAUGACGAUUCCAAGUUUGGCCAGAGGAUGCUAGAAAAGAUGGGGUGGUCAAAAGGAAAGGGUUUAGGGGCUCAGGAGCAAGGAGCCACAGAUCAUAUUAAAGUUCAAGUGAAAAAUAACCACCUGGGACUCGGAGCCACCGUCAAUAACGAAGACAACUGGAUUGCACAUCAGGAUGAUUUUAACCAGCUUCUGGCCGAACUCAACACUUGCCAUGGGCUGGAAACCACAGACUCCUCAGACAAGAAGGAAAAGAAGUCUUUUAGCCUUGAGGAAAAGUCCAAAAUCUCCAAAAACCGUGUUCACUAUAUGAAAUUCACAAAAGGGAAGGAUCUAUCAUCUCGGAGCAAAACAGAUCUUGACUGCAUUUUUGGGAAAAGACAGAGUAAGAAGACUCCUGAGGGCGACGCCGGUUCCUCCGCUCCAGAUGAGAACGAAAGCACGACAACCAGCGCCUUCACCAUCCAGGAGUACUUUGCCCAGCGGAUGGCAGCACUAAAGAACAAGCCCCGGGUCCCAGAUUCAGGGCCCGACCUUUCCGAGGCUCAGGUAGACAGAAGAAAGAUGAAGAAAAGAAACAAAGAGGCAGCAGGUAAGGACGCGAAGAGUUCCCCGAAGCCUAAGGCCAAGAGGCCUACGGAGGAAGAUCCCAAGAGGGACGGGGCCCAGGAGCGGGGGGCCCAGAAGAAGAGUGCGGGGGAGCAGCUCAGAGGCCCCUGCUGGGACCAGGGUUCCGAGACCUCUGCUCAGGAUGCUGGGGACUGUGCGCAGCCGCCUGAGGGCCUAGACUUCACCCUGAAGCCCAAAAGGAGGAGAGGGAAGAAAAAGCUGGAAAAGCCGGUAGAGAUAGCAGAGGAUGCUAUGCCAGAAGAAACGCCAGUGAAAAGGAAGAAAAAGAAGAAAGAUUUCAAAUGAAUCUCCCCAGCCGGGGCCUCCCGACCACUCAGCUGUCAGGGCACUGCCAGGGGAGACACUCUGGCCUGAAGUCAGAGCAGAGUUCACCCCGGAGAGCCUGGGUGCAUCUUGUGACAUGCCCAUGGGCAGCCAAGUCCCGCCCUCUCGCCACCUUUCCCCCAAGUGAGGUUCCCAGGAGGACCCUUUUAAUGUUCUAAAUCAUGGCUCUCAGAAACAACUAAAUUUUUUAUAAACUCUGAGCCCUUCAGCAAUAGUGUUUAAUUAUAUUCAUACGAAUACAUGCAUUCAUGUAAGUGCACACGUGUGUGUGUGUGUGUGUGUGUGUGUGUGUGUGUGUGUGUGUCAGUCACCGUCUCUGUUUGCUCUUGGUUCCCUUCAAUAACCAUGAAUGGUGCUUUCUUCUGAAAGAGUCUAAUUAAAGGAUUAAGAGGCAA